Messenger RNA from Daucus carota subsp. sativus, 1649 nucleotides. RefSeq names its product glucan endo-1,3-beta-glucosidase 3. Gene Ontology annotation, cellular component: plasma membrane. The record is from RefSeq and is a predicted model, not a curated record. Lineage: Eukaryota; Viridiplantae; Streptophyta; Magnoliopsida; Apiales; Apiaceae. Gene Ontology annotation, biological process: carbohydrate metabolic process. The transcript has 3 exons. The coding region runs from base 113 to 1480 and encodes 455 amino acids. Gene Ontology annotation, molecular function: hydrolase activity, hydrolyzing O-glycosyl compounds.
UUAAUAGUAUCUCCUAUAAAUCUCGCCCACUCAACUCAUUUUCUCCCAUCUAUCUCUCCCCACUCAUAUCUCAUCUCUCUGUAAAUUCAUCACUCUCCACUCUUCACACACUAUGAACCCACUCAUCCCACUCCUCUUCUUCAUUUUCACUCUUGCAGCAGAUGGACAAGGCUCAGUGGGAGUGAACUACGGGAGAAUAGCCAACAACUUACCAUCCGCAUUCAAAGUAGUCAAGCUUCUCAAAUCACAAGGCAUCACACGUGUCAAAGUCUACGACACCGAUCCCGCCGUUCUCAAAUCUUUGUCGCGUUCCGACAUCAAAGUCACCGUUGAUCUCCCCAAUGAACUCCUCUUCGCCACCGCCAGACACUCCUCAUUCGCCAACUCGUGGGUCCAACGAAACAUCGUCGCGUAUUACCCGACAACUCAAAUCGAAGCCAUUGCGGUCGGAAACGAAGUCUUUGUGGACCCCAAAAACACCACCAAAUAUUUGUUACCCGCUAUGAAAAAUAUUCACUCCGCUCUCGUCAAAUAUAAUCUCGAUAAAUUAAUAAAAAUCUCGUCUCCAAUCGCAUUAUCCGCUCUCCAAAAUUCGUACCCGUCUUCAGCCGGGUCUUUCAAACCCGAACUCCUACCCGUUAUCCAACCCAUGCUAGACUUCCUCCGUGAAAUUAAAUCCCCGCUCAUGCUCAACGCAUACCCCUUCUUCGCUUACGAAUCGAAUGCUGACGUCAUCUCGUUAGAUUACGCAUUGUUUCGGCAAAAUAACGGAGUCAUUGACGCGGGCAAUAAUCUCCGUUAUUUUAGCCUAUUCGACGCCCAAAUUGACGCCGUGUUCGCGGCAAUGUCGGCGUUGAAAUACGACGAUGUUAGCAUCGUCGUAACGGAAACGGGCUGGCCGUCGAAAGGUGACAAGAAUGAAAUAGGCGCGAGCGUCGAAAAUGCCGCAGCUUAUAACGGUAACCUUAUUAAGCGAGUCUUAGCUGGCGGUGGGACCCCUUUAAGACCGAACACAAACUUAACAGUUUACCUCUUCGCUCUUUUCAACGAGAACAAGAAGUUCGGGCCCACAUCCGAGAGGAAUUAUGGACUGUUUUACCCCGACGAGAAAAAAGUGUACGAUAUUUCGUUUAACGUCGACGGGUUAAAGACUGACCGGGUCGACCGGUUACCGGUUGCUGACAUGUCAGUCAGUGCAGCCGGGGAAACGUGGUGUGUGGUGAAUGUAGAAGCGGGGAAAGAUAAGGUGCAGCGCGGGCUAGAUUAUGCUUGUGGUGAGGGUGCGGCUGAUUGCCAUCCGAUUCAGCCGGGGUCCACGUGUUACGAUCCUAACACACUUGAGGCGCAUGCUUCGUUUGCUUUUAACAGCUUUUAUCAGAAGAAAGGAAGGGUAGCUGGCUCCUGUGAUUUCGAGGGAGCUGCUUACGUUGUUACUCAGCCACCUAAGUUUGGAAAGUGCGAGUUUCCUACCAGAUACUGAAGGAGAUGAAAGAAAAGAGAAGAAUGAAAGCAGUUGGUCCUUUUCUGGUUGUCAAAUAUUAUUUAUUAAAUUAUCUAUGUAUCUACAAUUGUAGCGUCGUUUAUUUGAAUCGAUGAUUUUGUAAAUGUUAGGCUAGCUAUUAUAUUAAACAUUUUUUUUAUGUUGUUCA